Melitaea cinxia (Glanville fritillary) is the source of this 2844-nucleotide messenger RNA. It is a transcript of the gene Topors, whose product is annotated as E3 ubiquitin-protein ligase Topors. The record is from RefSeq and is a predicted model, not a curated record. The transcript is spliced from 4 exons. Gene Ontology annotation, biological process: protein monoubiquitination; protein polyubiquitination. Bases 1 to 2049 code for a protein of 682 amino acids. Gene Ontology annotation, molecular function: metal ion binding; ubiquitin protein ligase activity. Lineage: Eukaryota; Metazoa; Arthropoda; Insecta; Lepidoptera; Nymphalidae.
AUGGACACAUUGUCACCAGCCCAAGAUGAUAGUUCAGGGGCCAAUCCAAGCAGUGUUAAAAGUGAUGACAGUAGUCCAAGGAAUGACACUGGUAGAGGUUCACCACCUCCAAAAUGUGCAAUAUGUCUUGGUACAUGCCGCAACAAGUCAUUUACUGAUUCCUGCCUUCACCAGUUCUGUUUUAAAUGCCUACUCACCUGGAGUAAAGUCAAAGCUGAAUGUCCACUUUGUAAGCAAAAUUUUAGAUCAAUUAUUCACAAUGUACAAUCAAAUCAUCAAUAUGAGGAGUAUAUGGUCGAGCAAAGGCAGACGGAAGAAAUCACUGAAAGAAUUGAUAUUGAUAAUAAUACAAUUGCUACAGCAACUAGAAGGUUCAGAUACAGGACAACACUGACACUACCACGGCGGGAGACCAUCGCUAUCCAGCAGCUGCUGCUGCACUACCCCAUGAUGGCGGACGUGUUCCCGCCGCCCGCGCACCGCCGCCGCUCGCCAGCGUCCUUCCGCCGCACCGUAUACCGGUAUAACUUGUGGGCGCGGCCUCUGCCCGACUUCACUGGCAGAUUUAGAGACUGCACACCAGAGUUUUACAGGUACAAUGACUCACAGAUGCAUCGAUUAGUACCCUGGCUAAAUAGGGAACUUCAUUAUUUGUUAAAUGAAAACAUUGGGCAUAUUUCAUAUGUUAUAGCAAAAAUAUUAGAAUUGCUGCCACAGUAUCACAUCAACUCCACGGAGUUUAGAGAGACCAUGCAACGGUACUUUGGAGACCGAACUGAACAUUUCUUACACGAGUUAUACUGCUUCGCCUCCACGCCCUACGACAUGACCGGCUAUGAUCGCAACGUACAGUACACCACGGACACCAGGGUGUCGACCAUGGUCAACGAAGUCAUCUCCAGCUCCGAGUCGGAGGCGAGCGUCGACUCGGACAUCGUAAUGAUUUCGAGCUCGGAGCCGGCCGACCCGCCGCCCGGGCCGUCGCGCGCCGCGCCCCGCGUGCCCGCGCCCGUCUACCCGCACAACUACAUCCCUGAGCCCGCCGCCGACCGAGUCGUCCCCAUCGAGACCAUCUCCCAGUCCGACACGGACGACGACUCGUCGGAGGUGAUGGUCGUCGGCUACAUCAAGCCGCCGCAGGACCGCACGCCGGAGGUGGUCGACCUGCUCGGCUCCGACAGCGACGUGAUCGUGCAGGAGGCCUCGCCUGCAGAGCCGGCCUCCGGCGAGGCGCGCGAGUCGAGACCGACGCCGCUCGUCAAAUUCACGCUCAAGCGAAGUGCUCCCAGUCCUGGCGAAUCAGACAGCGACAGCAACUACACGCCGUCUCCGCCGCGCCGGCGCCGCCGGCUCGGCUCCGGCCUGUCCGGCACUGUGAGCCCGCUUGGCCGCAGUAGUCCCGCCGGAUCCGCCGGAAGCCCAUCCAGCCCAGCCAGCACUGCCGACACGCGCCGCACUACGCCCUCUGGCGCAUCGUGGUACUCAUCGCCCUCCACAGACUCCACUGACUCGGACUGCUCCCGAAACGAACACAGACGGAGGAAGUCGCGGAGGCGAGUCGACUACGCGGAACGAAACAGAAGGAAACAGAAAAAUAUGUCAUACCGCAGGAGCAAAAAGUCGUCUGCCGCUCUCACCGGCCGGGAAAAGCGAAGUAAGCGUAAAUCACACUCCGGGAAGGGAGUAAAAUCGUCGAAAAAGUCUAGCAAUACAGCGGCGUCCGAGCCUGCGGUGCCGGCGGCUCCGCUACCCAGUACCAGUGAUUCGGUCAGGAGUAGUAAGCGUAAGUUAGAUAGUAACGUAGGUCGCCGCAGGUUAAGCCGCGAAACGAAAAGACUGAAAAGUGUCGUAAACGUAAUAAAUAGCCAAAAAAAUUCUGGCGAGUCCAGUUCUGGUUCCAAAAGUAGUUCGACGACUGGAGGGGCGAGCGGCACCAGCGUACCGUACCCGGCCGCAGCGCCGGCCGACGCCGACCACCCCGACUACUCCGACUCCGAGGACGACCUGCCGUUGAACCUCUCGAUAGCCAACGCGUUCUCGUCCUUGUAAAUAUGUCAGUGAAGUAAACGAGUAUUGUGAUAAUUUUAUAUUAUUUAUGAAAGUAACUCCUGUCACUUUAAAAUGAGCUGGAUCUCGAACAGAUCGCUCUCUCGCUGUUCACACCGUUGACUGUAAUUUUUGGUUAUAAAAAAAUAAAAUUUUAAUAUUAUAUGUAAAAAUGUAUCGAUUUCAUUAUUUAUAUAUUUUUUUAAUUGUCAUGAGAAACGUGAUUGAUUUAUCGAGGCAGAUCCAUUCAUCAUAUAAUUUUUAGUAUAUAGUAUACCAUUUUGUACAUAUAUUAUAAUUAAUGCAAAUCACUUCAAUUAUUUCGUAAGGCUUCUUUUUUUUCAUUCUCAAUCAAAUCUAUGUCCAUUUGAGUAAAAAAAAAAUUCUUUUUCAAAUUCUGUAUCGCAUCAAUGACUAUAUUACAAAAUUUUGUGUACAAAAUUGUUCAAAUGUGUUAUUUAUAUUAUCAUUGCUUUGGUAAAUGUUUAAUUUUGUUUGAGAUACGGGUAUUUGUUAUCGAAUUUAUAUAUACCAUUAUUACUAUUAAAACGAGAUGAUUUGUGGCUACACGAAAAAUUUAAAUCUGAGAUACUUAAUUUUAUAAUAUAUAAUGUUUAAAACCAUUAAACAUUGUAAUAAAUAAAAUGUUUGAAACCUACCUUGAAAUUGUAAUAUCACUGCGUUGAGCACAUCUCAUGAGCUUUCAUUAUUUUAAUAGGAAAACGAGUUACUGUUCGAUUGUAUAAAGGAUAUUAGAUGUGCUAAACCGAGUGAGCGAAAAUAAAUGUACUCAAUGAA